GAGCACUGGCAGUAGUAUCGCAGCACAAGCAAAACCAAAACGGAAAAGCCAAAGUUAUGUGAAAAAUUGUUUAUAUGUGUAAUAUCGCCCCACACAGCCCGUUAGUCAAUUAAAUAGUUCGGCUCCAAGUUGAUUUUUUUCUGUAAUUCGCACACACAAAUAUUGUAUGUAUAUAUAUUUUGUUAAUUUUUUUUGGCAAUUAUCAAAUUGAGUGCGACUGCGGCGAUGUCGUCCGUCCGUCGUCGGUUGAAAUGAAAGCGUAAGCGUGCAAAAUUGCUGUUCCAAGGAACGUUCGGUGAAUGAAAAAGGAAAUAAAAUAGAAACGAUCGGAGGAAAUAUAUCAAAAGCAAAUAAGUGUCGAGUAAAUAUCAUCGGCAGUAAACAUAUUAAUUUAAUUAACAAUAUGUCAAAAGUGUUGAGUCCGCACAAACAGACGGCAGACGCGCGUGUUGUGAGUGCAACGGGCAGCGGCGGCAGUGGUGGCGGUGGCGGCGGCGGCAGCAGCAGCAUAGGCGAUACUUCGUCCGGCAGUAAGCGGACGUUCAUCGAUUUGGACGCCCUGGACUAUACCAGCGGUAGCUCGAUCAUUGAGUUCCUGGCCAAGGAGCAGGACUGUGCUAUCGAGGCCGAUCCGGAGAGCAUAUUUCAGGAAGUGAGUCGCCUCACCGACAGCACAGAUAUGCGCUCCGUGGACGAACUCCUGCUGGAGGCAGAGCGUCUAAUACAGCAGCAGCUCCGUCUGGGUAGCCUGACAGCCGACACCAACGGCAAUGGCAACAUUGACAGCGGCAACAGCAGUGGCGCCGGCGGCGAUGGCGAGAAUGUGGCCAAUGCUGUGGACAAGGAUAAGCUGUGUAUGCAGUCCUCGCCACAGCAUCACGGCAGCAUUAAGCUGAACUCGCGCUACACGCGCCGCAUCGAGCACGUCAUCCAGGCACCCCAAUUCUGCCACCCCAGUGCCAAGACCAACAACAAAGCUCAGACGCCCAGCGAGCUGCUCAACUCCAGUCUGUCAAGCAAUGCCAGCAGCAGCAACUGUGGCUUUGCGGCCUUUGUAGAAAAUCUGCCCUCGGAGUCUGUCAUUUCAGAGGAAUCCACGCCCAAGGACAUGCACAAUUUCACGGCCAAUUUGGAUAGCCAGCACACAGCCACCCAUUUGUUGGACAAUACGGAUAACGAUGAGGAUACGAUGGAAGAAAUAACGGAGGCGGAGGUUAUUGAAACGCUGGACAUGGCCGACUGCAUAGGAGUGGCGUCCGCGGUGGAUCGCGCUGCCAGGCAUGGGCAGCAUCCUCCCAAGCCGGAGGCAGCUAUGUUGCACAAAAAGCAGCAGCAGCAGCAACAACAACAAAUGCCACCAUUGGACUUGCCACGACGCAGCAGCGACAGUGCGCGGACGGCGAAAGCGAUAAAGUCGCAGAUGGCAACAACGACGACCUCCACAGCGACAGCGACAGCGACGGUGACAUCUAAAACAACAACAACAACAACAAUGCCGCUGCACUCAAGCCCGGCACGCCGUAAGCAGCAACAGCAGCAUUAUCGUCGCAACUCCAGCGCCUGUGUUGUUGCCACAGAGCGACGUGCAACCGAGUUGCCAGAAAUGUCAAUGCCAGCCGUUUCCCAAAAAACAGAGACGAGCACCAACAACAACAACAACAGUAAUAAUAAUAAUAAUAAUAAUAGCAGCAGCAGUUCGUGCCUGGCCAGCCAGUCAGCGCCCAUCAAACCCAUGGCCAUGUACAGAGAGCAAGCUGUUGGCAGUUCGCCGAAACAUAUGGUCUCCACCUUAAGUUCACCCAUCGAGCACAUUGCCUCGUCCAUCACGCGUGAGCAUGUGCUGAAGCACGACAUCGAGAAGCUGCAGGAGUUGCUGAAGGAUACAGAGGAGCGUCUGGAAUCGGUGCGGGUGCAGAACGAUUCGUUAUCGCAAAUGCAACGCACACUGCGCGAUCACAAUGCCCGGCUCCAGGAGCAGUCCGAGAUGCUUAAGCUCGAUGUCCAGCAUUUGAACGAGUGUGCCAAUGUGCUGCGCUCAGAGCUGCAGGCAGCGCGCAAGGAUCGCAGCGAUGCGUUGGAGCUUCAGAAGUCGCUGCGCGCCGAUCUAGAGGAGGCGCAAACGGAACGCAGGCGCGCCCACGAGCACAAGGAGAAGGAUGCGCGCGUCAUACAGGAUCUGCAGCGGCAGUGUCGCGAAAUGGAGCGCAUACUCAUGCGCAAACAUCCCGAUUCGGUCUCGGCCUUAAUUGUGGCCUCAAAGAAUCCUGGCAUAUGCGCUCUCAACGAUCAGGAGAAUGUUAAUAGUCGAAAGCUGCUGGAGCAGCGUAUUGCGCAACUAGAAUCAGAUGCCAAGGAACAGGAUCGAAAGGCGCAACAAAUACUCGCCAAUGUGCAGGCGCGUUUCAAUUCCGUGCAGUCCAAAUAUGAGACGCACAUUGCCGAUCUGGAGACACAGGUGCUAAGCCUUCAACAAAUCAAUGCCAAGCUGAACGAGCAAAUCGAGUCGCAGGUGCGCACCUUGGAUCGGUAUAUGCAGAAGCGUGCCGAUAAGUAUUACAACAACUGCACGCAGACGGAGAAUGAGUCGAGUGAGUCGUUCGCCCAGCUGGUGAACAGCUGCAGCACGCCGCCGCCCCCCCAGCCUCACACCUCAACGCAGGGCACACAGACUGCGGGCACCGGUGCCGGCAGCAGCGCGAUUGCCACGCGCGACUACAGCACCAACACGAUUGGCUGUCCCUCACCCCUCGGUCAGCAGCAAUCUCAGUCCCAGUCCCAGUCCCACUUACAGUUACAGCAGCAGCAACAGCUCCCGCAAUCACAAUCGGCCAAUUCAAGCACCAGCAGUACCGCCAAUUCAACGCCCAAUACCUCGCGUCCAAACUCAAAGCAGAGCGGCGGACUGAGACGUGCGGGCGGCGCCGUCGCCUUAGCGUCCGGCAACUCACUGCAUGUCUCCAAGCUGCCCGUUUCGCAAUCGGAGUCGACACUCUCGCUGCUCGCCUACGGCAAUGGGGCAGUCGGAGUCGGCUCCAAGGAGGAGUCACAGCUGCUGAGCUCCGUGCGAGGCAUGCGCGUCGACUUGGCCAUCAAGAAUAAGGCUAUGCAGCGACUAACCCGGGAGUUGGAUGAGUGCAAGAAGACGAUAAGGAAACUGCAGCGGGAUCGCGAAAGCAGCUGCAGUGGUGCCAAAUUGGAUGCGAAGGGUCAUGGGGGCAGCAGCGGCGCUGCCAGCAGUGGUGCGAGACGGAAUCACGAUCAUGACCAUAUACCGGCAACGACGGAGAGUCAGGCGCUGAAGGAGGCGCAGAACAAAUAUCGCCUGCUCGAGGCUGACUACAGGACGUUGCACGACAAGCGGCUGCAUGAUCUGAAGACUCUGCAGAGCGCCCACGAGCGCGAGUUGGCGUCUUGCAACGAGACGGUGCGGAUCCUGCAGCAGCGUCUGAAUGAACGCGAGGAGGCAUUUGCCACACAGAAGCGACGCAAGGUGCCGGUGGAUUACUAUGCGCUAAAGGCGAAGGUAUCAUUACUGGAAAGACGGCAUUCGGAACGCGAGGAACGCUUACAUAUGCUCGUGGAGGCGCUCAGCAAAGGCAGACUAAAUGGAGCUUUGGAUGAUUUGCUGCAGGAGAACAACAACAAGUAGCCGUGAAUUUAGAUCUCAUAAUACCAAUUACCAAUUACCAAACAAUACGAUACAAUAUGAUUAACAACUUAUAUAUUUAUUUGUGACUGAACAUUGUAAUGAGACUCUUAAGUAUGUGGUAGUGUAGUUUUGAAGACCCUAACCUAAUGAUAACAAAUUGUUUGUUAUGUGUUCGCAUUUUAUUGAUUAAUCGAAUAGCGUUAUGUUAUAAAUUGGUUUUUUACAUCUAUAUAUACAUAUAUAGACAUACCUAUAUAUACAUACAUUAAUAUACAUAUAUUUAUAUAGAUAUAUAUAAAUCUAUGCCAUGUUCAAUUUGUGAAACAAGUCGUCUGCAAAUAUUCAACAGAAUUACGUCCGCGAUUAGCGUCCGCGAUAAAUGCCCCAUGACACUAGACUAAAAACCAAAAUUAAAGCUUGGCUUAAAAGUUCACAUUUUUGAGGCUCAUAAAAAGCAGAAGAGAAGCUGGCACGUCCCAUGUUAUGAGUAUUUUUAAAGCCAAAACAUACAUAGGUCUGUAUAUCGGUUGGAUCGUUCAACCUAGUGUUCGUCUGUAUGAACGUUGAAACCUUCUGAACCAGAACAGCUAGGCAUACUAAACGUGGCACGUAGACUUGUCGUAACACCAUGCAGAUUAAGUUUAUCAGAGACCUUAUAUAGCUGUAUAGUUUAAAUAGUUGUAAUAGAACCAAUCCGAGGAAA
Scaptodrosophila lebanonensis is the source of this 4352-nucleotide messenger RNA. Its product is annotated as centrosomal protein of 162 kDa. Gene Ontology annotation, biological process: cilium assembly. Gene Ontology annotation, cellular component: centrosome; centriole; axonemal microtubule. The record is from RefSeq and is a predicted model, not a curated record. Lineage: Eukaryota; Metazoa; Arthropoda; Insecta; Diptera; Drosophilidae. The coding region runs from base 404 to 3649 and encodes 1081 amino acids. The transcript is spliced from 7 exons.